GUUGUCAUCUCUUCCGCGGCCGAGGGCGGCGGCAGUAAAGCGAGGGCGCCUCCGCUGGCAGAAGCUGGCGGAAGCUCGGCGGAAGGCGGCGGAAGCAAAAGAAAGCUUCGGCGGCUCAAGGGCGCUGCUCGCACAGGCGGGCGUAGGGUCGCAAGUCCCCACCAGGCCACUUCCUUUUCUUCCCUGGCCAUGGCGUUGCCUGCUGCUUCCUGCUGACGGAGCGGGCCAGGGACAUCGGCACUAGUGCCUGCGAGGUGAGCGCUGCACGGUAGCCCAGCCGUGCUGGACCGCAUCAGCCAGAACGAGUAGAUUGUUGGAGCCUGGCUUUGUGGGGAAUUAGAGGGCCCUUCGACGGGCAUUGAGGCUAAUGGCCGUGACUGGGGCAUGCUGGUAUCGUGGACAGCACUUUGCUCGCGCUUCGGCGGCUGGUCUGGCUGCAGCUCACGUUCGGAACGAACCCUGUGCUACACAGCUCUGUUUCUCGUGCGGCAUGUGCCUCGUGGACACGGGCAACGGCUUGCUGAUGCUGGCGACGUACAAUUGGGCAAAGGUGCGGCCCAGCGAGAAGAUCUUUUACAAUUUCCUGGUGACCUCGAUGUCGGCUACCAUCGCCCUCUGCAUCGGCACCCUCGAGCUUCUGCAGGUCAUCUGCCGCGCAGUCGGCCUCCACGGUCCGUUCUGGGAAUCCGUGUCCAGCAUCGACAUGGCCGCCAUCGGCUACGGCAUCAUCGUCGCUUUCCUUGUGAUCUUCGCGGCAGCAGUCUGCUUCUCGUGUACGCGCCGGGAGGAGCGACUCGCGACGGCACGGGCCCGUGAGCGGGCACGACAGCCGCGGUUUUUGAGGGGUGGGUCCAAGCUCACGGUGCAGGGGCUCGCCUCCUCGCACGUGGGUGGAGCCCUGCGACAUCCUGUGCAUCGUUCCAAGGCGCACUGGUGUUUAUUGUAGGCCAGGAUUUCCCGGCCGCGCCCUGAAAUCAGGGCGAUGGCCUGGCGUCCUGACACGUUGCCCCUGAACAGCAAAUCUUGUUCGUAGUAGGCGGGUGAUUGGCGCAACGUACGGCGGAACAUGUUUCGAAUGCUGUUCAGGGUCUCUCGGAGGAGUGAAUUCUUGUGCAGAAUUAGUGACGACGCAGCUUCUCUGUGGCAGUCAGGCCAGGAAGUUGGUCGCGAGGUGAGAUCCCAUACCGUCCGCGCUGGGCCUACAGACCAAGGACCUAUCCGGACGCUGUGCGCGACGUGCGUGCGAAGCCAUGUGCGUUGUGGUUCCCCCCGCUCGGGCGCCCGCGGGCAAAACGUCGUGCUGCUUCCCUCUCCUGCUCCUCGUCC
Molecule: messenger RNA, 1326 nt
Organism: Prorocentrum cordatum
Lineage: Eukaryota; Dinophyceae; Prorocentrales; Prorocentraceae
Source: the annotation of a GenBank genome assembly